This is a messenger RNA of Delphinapterus leucas (beluga whale), 1050 nucleotides long. The record is from RefSeq and is a predicted model, not a curated record. Lineage: Eukaryota; Metazoa; Chordata; Mammalia; Artiodactyla; Monodontidae.
AUGGGGAACUGGCGAUCCUCGCUGUCUUCUCAGGGUCACACAUUUAAUAAUAGCCAACAUAUUUUGUGCCAGGCACUGCUGCUGCCUGUCAACACUUUGAUGAGCCCAGACUCAGUCUCUCAUCUGGGUAUCACAUCUUUAACCAGUCCCUUUUUCUGUUUUCUUUCCAGGAUCCCAGCUGGCUACUGCUUUGUAGAAUUCGCAGAUUUGGCCACAGCUGAGAAGUGUUUGCAUAAAAUCAACGGGAAACCCCUUCCAGGAGCCACACCUGCAAAACGUUUUAAACUGAACUAUGCCACUUAUGGGAAACAGCCAGAUAACAGCCCCGAGUACUCCCUCUUUGUGGGGGACCUGACCCCAGAUGUGGAUGAUGGCAUGCUGUAUGAAUUCUUCGUCAAAGUCUACCCCUCCUGUCGGGGAGGCAAGGUGGUUUUGGACCAGACAGGAGUGUCUAAGGGCUAUGGUUUUGUGAAAUUCACAGAUGAGCUGGAACAGAAGCGAGCCCUGACAGAGUGCCAGGGAGCAGUUGGACUGGGGUCUAAACCAGUGCGUCUGAGUGUGGCGAUCCCUAAAGCGAGCCGUGUGAAGCCAGUGGAAUAUAGUCAGAUGUACAGUUACAGCUACAACCAGUAUUACCAGCAGUACCAGAACUACUAUGCCCAGUGGGGCUAUGACCAGAACACAGGCAGCUACAGCUACAGUUAUCCCCAGUAUGGCUAUACCCAGAGCAUCAUGCAGACAUAUGAAGAAGUCGGAGAUGAUGCAUUGGAAGACCCCAUGCCACAGCUGGAUGUGACUGAGGCCAACAAGGAGUUCAUGGAGCAGAGCGAGGAGCUGUACGACGCGCUGAUGGACUGCCACUGGCAGCCCCUGGACACAGUGUCUUCAGAGAUCCCUGCCGUGAUGUAGCCAGGACAAGGCACAAGCCAGAGUGGGCUUUGUGAGGGAGCUAAGAGACUCCUUUUUUAAAAAAAGAUUACUUCAAGAACUUUUACCUUUUUUGAAAUUUGUAAGAUUUUAGUAAUCAACUGUUUCCUGAAAUUAUGAAUA